Molecule: messenger RNA, 663 nt
Organism: Strongylocentrotus purpuratus (purple sea urchin)
Lineage: Eukaryota; Metazoa; Echinodermata; Echinoidea; Camarodonta; Strongylocentrotidae
Exons: 3
Coding region: 88-612 (174 amino acids)
Source: RefSeq, a predicted model, not a curated record
UUUCUGUUAAAAGUAAGAAGAUGAUGAGAAAAUAUUUAAUGAAGUAUAUGCAUGUAUAGUGGAACUGCUUAACUAUAUUCACAAACAAUGCAGGUCCAGACUCUCAACCUUGAACUUCUCCAGUGUCCCACACCAGCCUCAUCACAUCACCUUGCAGAAGCACUGUGCUCUAUGCCAAACCUGACUGACCUGACACUGUAUGGAAUAGAGCCAAAGGAGGAGUUCUACUCCACAUUGAAAGCAAAAGCAUCAUCCAUACAGGUCCAGACUCUCAAGCUUCAUAAUAUCCAAUGUACCACACCAGCCUCAUCACAUCACCUUGCAGAAACACUUAGUUCUAUGCCAAACCUGACUGACCUGACACUGCAUGGAAUAGAGCCAAAGGAGGAGUUCUACUCCACAUUGAAAGCAAAAGCAUCAUCCAUACAGGUCCAGACUCUCAAUCUUCAUCGUCUCCAGUGUCCCACAUCAGCCUCAUCACAUCACCUAGGAGAAGCACUGUGCUGUAUGCCAAACCUGACUGACCUGACCAUGAAUGGAUGGAACUUUGAUGAGGAGUUCUACUCUACAUUGAAAGCAAAGGCAUCAUCCAUACAGGUAUGUGUGUCCUAAUGUAAAUGUCAUGGAGGGUCAUUGAUCAACAAGACAGCAGUAAUAGUUAAA